Saccostrea cuccullata (small rock oyster) is the source of this 1596-nucleotide messenger RNA. RefSeq lists its product as uncharacterized. NCBI's taxonomy places the organism in Eukaryota, Metazoa, Mollusca, Bivalvia, Ostreida, Ostreidae. The record is from RefSeq and is a predicted model, not a curated record. Bases 1 to 1596 code for a protein of 531 amino acids. The transcript is spliced from 3 exons.
AUGAAUCUCGCAGGAAGAGCCCGGGUUAGAGAUAUUUUUGAGAAGAGUGAAGAAAAGAGGAGUGAACCCUCAGUUAAGACACUAACGUUCUUUGACUUUGGAGGACAGUGUGCAUACUAUGCUUGUCAUCAGAUUUACCUGACCCGUAGAGCCUUUUACAUUGUGGUUGUAGACGCCUCUAAAUACCUUGACCAGGUGGUGGAUAAAGCGGUGUGUGACCAGAUGGACACCGUAUUCUCUGGAUGGACAUACAAAGAGUAUUUUGUAUUUUGGUUGAAAUCUAUCCACACCUAUUGUUCAUCUGUAAAACAUGGAAGUGAAGAUAAGGUAGAAGUACUUAUAGUAGCAACGCACUGGGAUGAAUCAGUAUACAAGAACAAGGAUUCUCUUUUGCAAUCUUUAUACAAUGCAUUGCCAAACGAUUCUGAUACGACUCAAUAUAUUAGAGAAGACAAAUGUUUUUUGGCACACUUUCCACCCGCUCAACCGUUAGCUGAUCUGGAGAAAUGUAUAUUAGAUAUCACAUUAAACUCAAGGUGGAACGAGGAAAUACCACACGAAUGGGUUUUUCUCAAUGAUGAAAUCAAUGAAAAUGAAAAUCAGCCGAUAUUACAAUUUAAAGAGCUGCAUAAAAGGUUGCCCGUCAAACAUCUUGACAAAAGGAAAAAUGCUGUUGACAUGCUUCGAUACUAUCAUGAUGCUGGAAAAUGUCUCUUCUUUAACGAGGAUGGUCUUCAAAAAUCAGUAAUCCUAGAUGUCCAAUGGUUUAUAAACGCAUUCAAAACCAUCAUUACAGACAAGUUACACGUGAAAGGGAUACAUGCAAGUAAAAUAGACUGGAAGGAAUAUUACGAAACAGGAAAUCUGAAAGAUACACUUUUAGAAGGAAUCUGGGAACUAGAGGAUAUGAAAUCACAGGUAUUAGGAAGAAGCGGUGAAAUUAGAAGAAACGGUGGACAUUAUUUGGAUCACAAGACAACCUUGCUUAUGUAUAUGAUGAGGCUAGGAUUGAUAGCCGUCGGAAUGGAAUGUCAUUAUGUGCCUUCUAUGAAUAAAAAGAAAUUCGAUAAAGCACAGAAAGAGUUUAUCCAAUCUUCUGAGUCAAAAACUCCGGUUUUGGUGUUCCUAUUUGACUUCCUGCCUUUUUUUUUAUAUUACCGCCUUGUUGUGACAUUAAUGCAAAUAGAAGAUUUGGAGGUCCUUAAAAGUAAAGGAACAACAUGUCUGUUCAAAAACACAGCAAUUUUUAACAACAGGGAUCAUUAUCUGGUAGUUGCUGUUACAUGUAACUCUAUCCAGCUUCAAAUUUUGCACUCUGAAGCAGGCGGGUGUUUGGAAAAAGAAAUCACAAUAGCAAUAAGGCAAUGUAUUGACGCAACUUUGAAGGACAUCUCAAAUACGUUUCACAAACAUCUUUCGUAUACAACUGGAUUUACUUGCCUUGAAAAAAAGAAUCAGAUUAUUGGUAUAGAAAUCGAUGAUAAUUUUAUUGAGGAGAAAAAGUUGAGGACAGGUGCCUCAAUGAAUUGUCCUCUGCACCAGUUAGAUGACCGCCAUAAAAUCAAUCCUGAUUUUUUGACGGAGUUUUGGAGGUAA